UAGUAGGUUGUCUCGUUAGCUUCGGCUGCCGGUUAUUACAUCGCUGUCCUCUGACUGGGAGAUAAAACACAGAACUCUCCCAGCCUUAGCAUCAAUACCCUUCAUCUCACAAUCCUCUUCUCUCUUUCUUCUCUCUCCCUCUCUCUAUCGUUCUCGCAGCAUGGGCAGUGUAUUGGCUGCCAGCUCCCCCACCCCGCCUCCUGCCGUGGGUGGCAGUACCCCAGGAGGGCCAGGGUUGGUAUCGGUACCACCUGGGUUCACUAUGCCACCAGUCUCUCCCAUCUCCCCUUCCUCCCCCACCGGUAGUGCUCCAGGCCAACAGGGGGAGACGGAGAGCUCACUCCCUAAUCCUGGCACCUUUGAGGAGUGUCACCGGAAGUGCAAAGAGGUCUUCCCAAUGCAGAUGGAAGGAGUGCGGCUGGUGGUAAACAAAGGCCUGAGCAAUCACUUCCAGGUGAAUCACACGGUCAACCUCAGCACCAUGGGAGAUUCCAGCUACAGGUUUGGGGCUACCUACGUGGGCUCCAAGCAGACCGGACCUGCUGAGUCAUUCCCGGUCAUGGUUGGUGACAUGGACAACAGUGGCAGUCUGAAUGCCCAGGUCAUUCACCAACUCACCAGCAGGGUGCGCUCCAAGCUGGCCUUUCAGACGCAGCAGCAGAAGUUUGUGAACUGGCAGUGUGACGGGGAAUUCCGGGGAGAAGAUUUCACUGCCACCGUCACCCUAGGGAACCCAGAUGUUCUUGUCGGCUCCGGCAUCGUCGUGGCACACUACCUCCAGUCCGUCACCCCCUCCCUGGCUCUCGGAGGGGAGCUGGUGUACCAUCGCAGGCCUGGGGAGGAGGGCACGGUCAUGUCCCUGGCAGGCAGAUAUACAGGCACGAAUUACGUCGCCACGUUGACUGUUGGAGGAGCAGGGGCACAUGCUUCGUACUACCACAAAGCCAACGAGCAGCUGCAGGUGGGGGUAGAGUUUGAGGCCAGCACCCGGAUGCAGGACACCAGCGUUUCGUUUGGGUAUCAGCUGGACGUCCCCAAAGCAAACCUGCUCUUCAAAGGGUCCUUGGACAGUAACUGGGUGGUGGGGGCCACUCUGGAGAAGAAGCUCAUCCCUCUGCCCCUCUCCCUGGCCCUGGGGGCCUUCCUCAACCACCGCAAGAACAAGUUCCAGUGUGGCUUCGGCAUCACCAUCGGAUAAACCGCACCGCCAGGCUCCCUGGAGCAACCGACGGUGGGAGACGCGACAGACUUUACAGACUGGAGCCCGGAGCCUGGAGACAGACAGCUCACCAUACUGUACAGACAUGAACGCAGACACGGUCCUUAGGAAAACUAUCCAAUUGCGGGUUUUUUUUGUCUGUUUUUUUUUUUUUUUUUUUUUAAGUUGUCUUUUUGUACUGUUGCAGGCUGUCAGUCGGGACAAGAAUGAAGGAGUCUGUGUUAACACUGAUCACGGGGUCGCAAGGGUUGGAGAUACUGUAGAAUGUUUUCAAUCUGUGUUUUGUUUUUCUCCUUAUUAAUUUUCCAAAUGGUACAUACACUCACUGAGCACUUUAUUGGGAAUACCUGUACACCUACUUAUUCAUGCGGUUGUCUUAUCAGCCGAUCGUGUGGCAGCAGUGCAAUGCAUAAAAUCAUGCAGAUACUGGUCGGGAGCUUCAGUUAAUAUUCAAAUCUACCAUGAGAAUGGGGGACAUAAAAUGUGAUCCAAGUGACUUUGACCGUGGAAUGGUUGUUGGUGCCAGACAGGGUGGUUUGAGUAUCUCAAACUGAUGAUCUCCUGGGAUUUUCACCCACCACAGUCUCUAGAGUUUGCAGAGAAUGGUGCAAAAAAACAGCCAGUGAGCAGCAGUUCUCCGCGCUGUAACCCCGUGUUAAUGAGAGGUCCAAGGAAACUGGUCAAAGCUGACUGUAAUGUAAAUUACACAUUACAACAGUGGUAUGCAGAAGAGCAUCACUGAACACACAACAUGACAAACCUCUUAAGUGGAUAGGCUAAAACAGCAGAAGUCUAAUACCUUAUAGAGUGCUCACUGAGUGUAUAUAUGACCGUAUAUAUUGCCUGUAUAUAUCUAUUAAAAAGAUAAAUGACAUUUCUUACAAAAUCA
Conger conger (European conger) is the source of this 2108-nucleotide messenger RNA. Its product is annotated as mitochondrial import receptor subunit TOM40 homolog. The transcript has 10 exons. NCBI's taxonomy places the organism in Eukaryota, Metazoa, Chordata, Actinopteri, Anguilliformes, Congridae. Gene Ontology annotation, molecular function: transmembrane protein transporter activity. Gene Ontology annotation, cellular component: mitochondrial outer membrane translocase complex; mitochondrial outer membrane. Gene Ontology annotation, biological process: protein import into mitochondrial matrix. The record is from RefSeq and is a predicted model, not a curated record. Bases 161 to 1198 code for a protein of 345 amino acids.